UUCCAUCAGCAUUUGUUGGAUUGCGGCUAAGGCAAUGAAAGUAAUUGUAUUUAUUUAGGGCUUAAAAUGUUGGAGUCAACUAUAUCUGAGGAUUCGGACAGCAAAUAUGAAAAUAGUGCUGAUGUGGAACAAGAAUACAAGUUAAUUGAAAAGGCUUACGAUGAAUUUAAUAGUGGCAACUAUGAGCAGUGUCUUGAAACGCUUGAUGAGUUGGAAAAAUGUAAUGGAACCAAUAACAAGUUGGAACACAAUCGUGCUGUGGCGAAAUUCUAUAAGUCUGGUUGUAAAGAUCAUAUCACGCUAUUAAAAAGUAUUAAUGAAAAUACUGGAUCUAUAGAUAGAUCUAGUCCCAUAUCGUCGAAGCCUUCCUACAGUCCAAUAGCGCGAUUCAACAUGGCGGUAAUAUACUAUCAUCGGCAUAUGUAUGAAACUUCAAUCAACACACUUACACCAUUGGUGGACCAAGUUGAAGAUUUAGAAGAACACAUGGCCGCACUGGUGUGUACAUUUAUGUUACGUCUACUGCUCGUCACUAACCAAUUGCGCAAGGCGGCCGCAUUUCUGGAAAUGCUGCAAUCGCCUGAACAUAAAUCAUCGCUCUACUUGAACCGAGAUACAUUAAUAGGCGAAGAAGCUUCAGCUUGUGAAACGGCAACUGCAAACCAUGAGAACUUUCAACGUGCUUAUAAAUUUUUGGCUAUACAGACAUGUGUUAUGAACCGUAAACCUAUUGUGGUGGCAGAGGACGGUUCGGCGGAGUUUUCUUCUCUAAAAGCUCAUCAAUAUUAUAUAAUGAAGGACUUUCAAAUGGCGGCCAAACAACUGAAAAAGGUCAACGAGAUAGGUGCAACUGGGGAACUCAGCGACAUGCUUAAUACGUGCAUUGCCAACAAUAUGGGCGUAAUACAUUUGCGUGUACGCCAUUAUGCCAUUGCUGCGAAAUUCUUUCAGGAUGCUAUAACUUUUGACAAGCGUAUAGCAGGCAAUAUGCGCAAUGUGUCCUUAUACCAAAUGAGCACAGCACAUACUUGUGAAAUACUCUACAAUUUGGGUAUUGCAAUGCUGUACUUGCGCCGCCCGAAAGAAGCUUAUAAUUGUUUCUUUGUGCCGUUGAAAUCGUACCACAGCAAUCCGCGUUUAUGGUUUCGUAUAUCGGAAGCCUGCAUUAUGGAUCACGAAAUGAAAAUGUUAGAGGAGGAUAGCAAGCCAAUGAUCACAUCUGUGGUAGAUACUGGUGGUCGUAAAACGGUCUUCUUAAAACCCACAAAUAAUGUGGUUUAUUCGCUGGACAAAGACGCACUUGAAUCUGGUCCAAAUCUGCACUUCGCCGUCUUGGCGCUACGUAAUGCCCUUACCCUAACCACAUACUAUAAGAACGCAUUUGAAAUGACUGAAGACGAUGAAUUACCAACAGAACGGGAGAAAGAGAAUUGGCGCAAUGUUAAGGAUAAUAAUUUUUGCAAUCCAUCUCGGCCGAUAUCUAAGAACUCGCUUAAUAAUAUGCUCUGUGCCAUUUAUGCAGCCUACAGUUAUGUCUCACUACGUCUGGGCGAUUAUGUAAGCGCACUCAAAAUGGCACAGGAAUUGUUGAAAGCUGAAAAACUCUCCGAUGCGCAUAGAUUGCUAGCGCAUAUGUAUGCUGGUGAAGCAUUACUGAUGUUGGAUAAAUUGGAGGAUGCGCGCCCACAUUUUGAGCCAACAUUUGUGACGAACCUGAAUGCAUUUGAUUUUGAGACAAAAGAUUGGCGCGUCAAGUCACUGGAUGCCGCACAGAAUGUCGUGCGUUAUAAUUUAGCUGUGGUCAUGGCAUUGCAGGGCGACUUCGAGCUUUGCAGGAACAUCUUGAGCAGUUGUACACAUCCAAUUGUGGCGGCCAAAGUGCUAUCGCUGAAGACCUAUCUCGACAUAAGAAUGGGAAAAUGUGCCUGAUUUGGUAAAUUUUGCCUUUACUAUGCAAUCUACUAUAAAUAAAUAAAGAUUUUUAAGGUAUGUUGUAUUGAAAGCAUAAUAAAGUUGAAAUAAUGAUUAGAGUUCA
This is a messenger RNA of Bactrocera neohumeralis, 2035 nucleotides long. RefSeq names its product CCR4-NOT transcription complex subunit 10 (gene Not10). Gene Ontology annotation, cellular component: CCR4-NOT complex. NCBI's taxonomy places the organism in Eukaryota, Metazoa, Arthropoda, Insecta, Diptera, Tephritidae. Gene Ontology annotation, biological process: negative regulation of translation; mRNA catabolic process. The record is from RefSeq and is a predicted model, not a curated record. The transcript is spliced from 8 exons. Gene Ontology annotation, molecular function: protein binding. The coding region runs from base 67 to 1929 and encodes 620 amino acids.